CGCGCCUGGUGUGCAUGUCACGUGAUGUAACCUGAGCAGCGUCUGCAGGUUAUUAAUCAAUACUCAGGCUAGAGUUUGCGCUUCACUCAAGAUCAAUUACUUUAAUAUCUAGUUUACGGAUUGAGGUCUGUGCGUGUGCGCAACACGAUGGCUGAAGAUGCCUUGUUUGCCAGGGAUUACGGUCUGGUGGUUUGAUACUCAGGGCGGAGGUUCAAUUUAUUCUCUAAUUAGAGAUGGUCCAUGUCCUCUGUGUGAAGAGGAUGAGCAGAGAGAGUAUUGUAGAUACAGAAACACUGAGCAAGAGAAUGAGAGAGAAAAAAACAAUGAUGGAGAAGAGGUGGAAGACAAGGAGUCACAGGAGUUCAAGAGGGACGCUGAGGUGAAACUAGAGAAAAUAACUGAGGAGAAUUGGACAGUAGGUCAAGAACCUGCAGAUUGGAAAAUAGAGACUGACAUAGAAGAAAACAAAACUGAAGAUGUCUCACAGAAAAAUGAAAAAGGCAAAGAAGAUGACGAAGAGACAAACAAGAAGGUAGAUAAUGUAAAAACGGAUGAAACGAAUAACGAAGAUGAGCAGGAAAGUACAUUAGGUUUCAGAAAUGAUGAAACAAUGACAGUUGAUGAUGCAGAGGCAAGUGACUUGCUGGAGGAUGACUGUAUUUUGCAGAUGGGCCCAGACUGCACCAUAGACCUGGUGAUGGUGUGUGAUCAGUCAGUGGAGAGAUGUUUGAAUGAAGAUCUUUUGUUAUGCUCCCCGAAAUCUUCAGAUCUCCCCCAGCAGCCCCUUGUAAGAUCCCCACCCAGACCAUUAUCUAUCACAUUACCCCCUCAGAAUGCCACAGUACUCCCUUUUCAGCCCCAGUGUGUACUUCAGCCUCACCUCCCACCACAGGCCCAGCUGGAGGCCCCGUGUUUGGGCAAACGGCCCUAUGGAAGCAGGUCCAAUGUUCCCACAGGACAGCUGGAGGCCACGCUGCAGGUGUACAGCACUCGACGCUACACCCGUUUUGCCAGCAGAGUGGCCCCUCUUAUACCUCUGGCCUCUGCUGGUGGAGAAACCAGCAGUCAGGCUUUACCCUCCAUCAGCAUGGAUGCUCCUCUAAUGCCUCCAAAGAAGAAAACUCGCACCUUCUACAGCACAGAUCAGUUGGAGGAGCUGGAGCUUGUGUUUCAGGAUGAUCACUACCCUGACGGAGACAAGAGAAAGGAGAUCGCUGCCUCCAUCGGUGUUACGCCCCAGAGAAUUAUGGUGUGGUUUCAGAACCGUCGAGCAAAGUGGAGAAAAGCAUCAAAAGCCACAGCAAAAAAGCCUCCUGCUAGUCGAGAUCAACCUUGUGUCCAGGUCAACAGGCCACCAGUUUUCACAGCUGUUACAUCUCGGCAUGCCAAGCCUGGAAACACACUUCCUCCCUACAGUACCAUCCGGACCAGCUGCACCAGUCCUCCAGGUCCAGUUUGUGUUGAUGUGGCAUCUUGUGUGUCUCAAGGAUUUUUGGAGUACAUGCCCCCUCCAAUGCACAGUCCUCCUCCGAUACGGCGUGCUUCCUUGCCUCUUAUCACAGCUUACAACCCCCCUGCUCACACCGUGUCCCUGCUGCUGGACACACCUGAACACAGUGAGGCCAGCUCCGCAGACACAACAGCGCUGAGUUUGCUGACUGACAUGGGGUUUAACUAUGACAGCUUGGGCACCUCUGUGAAGCUGGACUACAUGACUUCUGCUCCACAGAACAGCGCUCUAAAUUUCCAGCUCAACACAUUUCCUCAACAGACAAAUAAUCUCCCUCAGCAAACAAACACUCUGUUAUCCCAAAAGUCCAGUUGCCUUAUGCCCCAACAGUCCAGCACAAUAUUGCCCCAGUACUCGCACCUGUCGUACCUCACGCCCUCUCCUUACCUCACACCCAACCCCACAGAGAGCAGCAGCGCUCUUUAUCUGCCCCUCACCACAGGAACCAGCAGCACUCUGCCUGCAUACACCAGCAGCGGACAUGCGUAUCUCCAGUCUCAAACCGGCAGCCAGAUGAUGCUACAGUCAGGAGUUCACGCAUUUCAGGCCUACCCUUGGACAACUGACAUGUAUGGUCAGUCUGGUCAGUAUGCACAGGCAGUAUAUCGGCCUCAGUUAUCAUCACAGGGUCACGAAAGCCAAUACUCCCAGCUCCUGCCCCAGCAGCACUACAUUCAGCUCGAAGGAGCGCCGUCACAGCAGCCCAGCCUCCCCAAGUCCACCCCUGACCCCCUGCUGCCCAAUGUCAAAGUAGAGUCUGAAGACAUGGGCCAUGGCCAGCCAAUCAGAGUCAGUGAGGCAGAGCCUAAUUUUCAUUGCGAUUUCUCACCGAUCAACUUUUAACAAUAGCAGGCUACUGACUGUGAAGAUCUGCGAGCGAUAUUUUCUUUUCUUUGUAUGUUUGUCUUCUGUUUUUUGUUGUUUUGUGCAGGAGCUAUUAAAAUGCUCUUUCAUUGA
Carassius carassius (crucian carp) is the source of this 2467-nucleotide messenger RNA. RefSeq lists its product as uncharacterized. The record is from RefSeq and is a predicted model, not a curated record. Gene Ontology annotation, molecular function: RNA polymerase II cis-regulatory region sequence-specific DNA binding; DNA-binding transcription factor activity, RNA polymerase II-specific. The transcript is spliced from 10 exons. Gene Ontology annotation, biological process: regulation of transcription by RNA polymerase II. Lineage: Eukaryota; Metazoa; Chordata; Actinopteri; Cypriniformes; Cyprinidae. Bases 158 to 2353 code for a protein of 731 amino acids.